Molecule: messenger RNA, 2060 nt
Organism: Dichomitus squalens LYAD-421 SS1
Lineage: Eukaryota; Fungi; Basidiomycota; Agaricomycetes; Polyporales; Polyporaceae
Exons: 7
Coding region: 114-1172 (352 amino acids)
Source: RefSeq, a predicted model, not a curated record
AACUGCCUACUGCACAAAGCCACACGCAGCCUCAUACAAUCCACAUAGUUAGCAGUGUCCUCGCUACUAAUCGAGUCUUCAAGUGCUGUUUCAAGCAGCUAAUUUAACCAGAAAUGCAAGGCGAAAAUCCCCGUGAUGCUGUCCACGAGGACCUGUAUAGGGGCGCUGUGCAAGUCCCCGCCAGCGCCACGCCAGUGAUGGAUGCAGACGAAGAAGUGUUCCUUUUAUACACGAACCUCGCCGCUAGACAGACUGCAGAUGGCUCAUCCAGCUUCCGUGGACUUGGUCAUAUAGACUCCCACAAGGAUAUGCUCACAAUCUCCUUGAAGAUCGAGGGACCGAGCAGGGGACAAUCCGAGGACGAAGGUGGCAUUCCCGUGGUCCACAAGAGUCAUGCAUCGCGACGCCCUCGGCGGAAAGUGCAAGGUCGCAAGCACGAUGUCAGUGAGACACUGGAGGUGGAGAUCUUUCAAGACAAGACCGCCUUGCGCAGUCGCAAAGGCGACACAGGGAGUGUCGUGUGGCAUGCAAGCGUCGAUUUCGCCGAAGUCAUUUUGCAGCAGCUUCGCAACAGAUCCCCGCACGGAUUUUUCACUCCAGAGGGGCUGGCACAAGCCCACGUAGUGGAACUAGGAGCGGGAACCGGGCUCCUUGGUGUCCUGCUGUCGCCCUUCGUGCACCAGUACACGAUAACGGAUAUAGAGGAUCUCGUUCCCCUCAUCCGAAAGAACGUCACGAGGAACCUGCCUAUACCCCUUACCUCCCCGCCCGAACCUAAACAUUCUCCGCCCAAAUCGCCGAUACCCAACGUCGUCACGAUGGCGUUAGAUUGGAUACAACUGCACAAUGCACCCGCUUCCUUGCGACCGAGGCUAGUUCCCUCUGACCCGGCAGACAUCUUACUCGUAGUGGACUGCAUCUACCACCCGUCCCUGCUGCCCGCCAUGCUUACGACGAUCGACUACCUCGCCGUGCCAGACAAGACCGCCGUCGUAGUCGUGGUGGAGCUCCGGGCGGAGGACGUGAUAAGGGAGUUCUUGCAAGGCUGGCUGGACAAGUCUUCUUCUCAGGGCGAGUGGGAGAUUUGGAGCGUCGGCGAAUUGCUAGAGGGUCCCUAUGCGGUGUGGGUGGGAUGGAAGACGGCGUUAUCGCAGAGUGAGCGGCAGCAAUGACAGUCUUGACGGGGCCGAGUGUACGUAUGUAGAACGGGAUUCACAUGUCUUUCUGUCAUCAGACAUGAUGAGUGGGCCGUGAGGCGAGCUUGGUCUUUGCGCACGUUAGAUAGUAGAGGCGGCGCGACGUGGGGAAUGAGCCAAUGCACAUGGUGAUAGACGAAGGGAGGCUGCUAUCGCUUCCCCUUCGAGCUCCCUUUUCGCCUCGACCCCUUGCCACCCGCCCGAUCCGCCUUUUCCAACUUCCGUUUGCGUUGCUUCUGUCGUUCCGCUUUCCUUGCGGCGCCGGUCUGAUACUUGAUAUCCUUCGCCUUGGCCGACGUCUUGAUCUUCGUCUUGGCGUCCUUAUUUUUAGGUUUUGUUGUCGCACGAGCCUUGCUAUCUGAUGCAGGCUCGGCAGGGUCCUUUGGCUGAUCGUGAGGCCGGGGUGGAGGUUGAGUGCCGUGGAUCAGGCUGUCGGGGUCGAACUCCUCGACCACGGUGACCGUCGCAAGCUGCUCCUCGUCUUCGUACUCCUCUUCCUCCUCUUCAUUGGCCUUGCCCUUGCCCUUGGACGAUGUCGUCUGUAUGCCGUCCCAUUCGCUAUCGUCAUCCUCGUCAACGAUGCCACCAUACGCCCGCUCGACUUCCUCCGCAUUCUUUAGAGCCUGUUCUGCGAGCAUUUUUCGAUGCUCCCGACGAGCCUCUAACCUCUCCUGCUUUUCGCGCUCCUGCGCUUUCUUCCUGGCAGCUUCUGUCUUUUGCACCUUCCGCUUGUGAAAGCCCGUCAAGAACUCCCUACGCGCAUUGUCGUCGAAGAGAAGUUCCUUGAUCUGCUCUUUCCUUGCUUUCUUUUUAGCAGCGAUGAUUUUGUGUGAUUUCGUGAGCGUGGCGAGGUUAGAAGGUGCC